UCCAUCGGUUCCUUUUUCAACUUCUCAUGUCUGAAACUGCUUUGGGCUUGUGGCACACACCGUUCGUGCGCUAAUAUCAAGUACUCUUCAAGUGCCCUCUUUGAAGAGUUUCAAUGUCUUCUUUGAAGGAUUCUCCCUCAGAUAUUCGGGCACGGAUAGACGAAGUAAGGCGGUUUCUGUCAAUAGCGCUGAGCAUCGCUAACGCUCAUACGGUGGAGUUCUACACUCACGAUGUGUGGAGCAGGCUAAUAGCUGUCACACCAGAAGAGGUCUUAUCAGCCAUCAGUUUUCAGGACGGCCACCAGAGGGCGCCCGAACGCAACACAGAUGAGACGCCUAAAACCACAUUUGGGUUUUGCGAGAGAACCCAUCGCCUGGUUGAUAUUCAUACAUUACUGGAGGCUGCCAAAGCGCUCUCUAUCCCUGGCCUUGGAGUCUGUCUGUCCAGGAAGCAGCUGAUGCAGUCUCUCAGAAAAGACUCCCACGUCUCCACACAUGCAGAGCAAGAUGCGGAGUUGGAGCCGAGCGAGUUCAUGAACUCCAAGAAGUCCCACGAGGUGCAGUUCAUGUCGGAGGUGGUGUCCUGCCUCGCCCAGGGGUGCAGGGUCAAUCAGGUGAUCGACGUGGGCUCAGGUAAGGGCUACCUGUGCUCCUUCCUGUCGCUGCGCUACGGCCUGCAGGUGUACGGCAUCGACUCCUCCAGCUCCAACACCCACGGGGCCCACGAGAGGAACCGCAAGCUGAAGAGGUUCUCCAGGGCCUACCAGACCCACCUGAGGAGCCCUCCUCAGCCGGAGCUCCCAGGGUCAGCGGACGUGGCGGCGGCGGCGGCGGCGACGGCGGCGGCCGAUAAACCCGUGAGCGACGGGGGCCAAUCGGAGGACGUUAUCGGUACGGCUGCCGAGAGAGGAAGGUCGGUGGUGGAUGGAUGUGCGCCCGAUGCGGUCAGAGAGGGAAACGCAGCGUGUCUGAGGGAGGAGGAAGAGGAAGACACAGCCCGUCUCAGGACGGAGGAGGGGGAUGAAGAGGGUAAAGAGGACGCGGCGGCUUCCCCUUCAGAGUCGGGCGUCUCAUCCAUAGACGUGGGUUCGAUUCCCGACGGCGAUCCCGACGCCGUGGAGGACCCGGAGCCGGCGGACCCCUUCCUGGGCGCGCUGCCCCUGGAGGCCACCGAGGCGGUCUCCGGCGCCGGGCCCCCCAGAGCAGCCCCCCCCGGGCUCAGCGCCGCGGAGCGCGAGAGGAGGAAGCAGGAGAACCUGGCGAGGAAGGCGGGCCGCGGCGCCAGGGGGCGGGGCCAGGGGGCGGGGCCGAGGGGGGCCCUCUACUCGCCGCUGACCUCCUACGUCACCGCGGAGACGGAGCUCAGGGACCUCAUCGAUGGGCUGCAGGAUGCGGUGCUGGUGGGUCUGCACACGUGCGGCGACCUGGCCCCCAGCACCCUGAGGAUGUUUGCGGCCAAGCGGGAGCUGGCGUCUGUGUGCAGCGUGGGCUGCUGCUACCACCUGCUGACGGAGGAGUUCGGCCCCCCAGCGCCCCCACCAGAUGGCGGUGUGUUUGGCUUCCCCAUGAGCGCUUACCUCCGGGAGCAGUCGUGGUUCUGUGGCCGGAACGCCCGGAUGUCUGCCUGCCUGGCUUUGGAGAGAGUGACAGUUGGCAAAGGGAUUCAAAUGGAGUCUCUGUUCUUCCGGGCUGUACUGCAUGUGAUUCUGAGGGACCACUACGACUCGUUUAAGAGUGAGAGACGGGUGGGCAACGUCUACUCCAAGUCCAAGUCCUUCGUGGACUACGUCCGUAAAGCUCUGGGCCGGCUGGAUCUGGACCAUUCCAAGCUUUCUGACAGCGUCAUCCAGGACUACCACGAGGCCUACGCUCCCCGGACGGCCGAGAUGAGGGCCUUCAACAUGCUCAAGGUGAUACUCGCCCCUUGUAUCGAAGGAGUGGUUCUGCUCGAUCGCCUCUGUUUCCUCAAAGAACAGGAGGAUAUUGCGUUCUCCGCCCUGGUGCAGCUCUUUGAUCCCCUGCUGUCGCCAAGAUGUUACGCCGUUGUUGGGGUGAAAACGGCUGGAAUAGUCGAUUAGUCACGAAGAUCCAAUUACACGUUCAUCCAGCCAUAUCGCUUUACUUUUUAUAUUGUCCCUUUUUUCAUUUUCUGUUCCUUUUUUUAUUUAUUUUUUAAGCAAUGCGAAACACUCGUAAGUCUUACCAUUUCACAACUCAUGACGCAAUUUAGUAUUCAGGGCCUAAACGUCUUUCUCUGUUUGCAGCAGAGGGGAGCGUUUGGGUUUUAUAUGGAACCGAUCUUACAAAGGUUACACCAAGGCUCCCGCACUGUCCCGCGUGGGAGCAGAGUGUGUAACAGGAAUAUAUAAUAGUUUUAUCUCAUUAUGGGAGCGUUUGCCACUGUGUCGGUCUGAGAGGGGUUCUUAGAAGAAAAGGAAAAUCCUUUUAAUGGACGGAUAAGGGGCCCCAAGGGGUUUGAAAGGGGGGGCCCCUCUUACCCGGUUUCUUUUUUGUGUUCCACCGGUCUGGAAACACCAUUUCAAGGCUCCUCACACAAAAAGCACGCACAGAGAAGGAGUCUUUACGAUCUCCCUGGGUUUGGUCGUGUUGUGUUCCUGGACAUUAAACGACCGCUCCGACCUUUGACCCGCCGAGGAGCUCAAUGUACUCGACGCCGCGCUGAACGUACGGGGAAACGCAUUUCCCACAAAGCAAGAAGUAAACAUCGACACAAUUUGGUGUGGCUGGGACGGCUGUUCUGACCUGAAGUAACCGAAUCAUGAUACUGCUGGUAUUAUUGAGUUAAUACUGUCUUGUGUUUUUAGUGUGUGGCGAAAAAAGCUACCAGUUAAUUGUACAUCAAAUUAAUUUUACAUUGUUUUAGUGAAAGUGUUUCCGACUGUUGAAUUGAAAUAAAUUCAGCUUUAGAUUUGAACUUUUGUAUUUUAUUGUACCUUAAUGCCUCCAUAAUACUUACUGU
Messenger RNA from Gadus chalcogrammus (walleye pollock), 2980 nucleotides. RefSeq names its product methyltransferase like 25 (gene mettl25). The record is from RefSeq and is a predicted model, not a curated record. NCBI's taxonomy places the organism in Eukaryota, Metazoa, Chordata, Actinopteri, Gadiformes, Gadidae.